This is a messenger RNA of Phyllostomus hastatus (greater spear-nosed bat), 6397 nucleotides long. It is a transcript of the gene UNC5B, whose product is annotated as unc-5 netrin receptor B. Gene Ontology annotation, molecular function: netrin receptor activity; protein binding. Gene Ontology annotation, biological process: anterior/posterior axon guidance; netrin-activated signaling pathway. Gene Ontology annotation, cellular component: membrane. Bases 463 to 3300 code for a protein of 945 amino acids. The record is from RefSeq and is a predicted model, not a curated record. The transcript is spliced from 17 exons. Lineage: Eukaryota; Metazoa; Chordata; Mammalia; Chiroptera; Phyllostomidae.
UCGAGCCGCAGCGCUCAGCAUUGUGGCAGGCGGCGAGGACCCGUGAGGGCGCCGGUGCCGCGGGCUGCGGCGGGGCGCAGAGAGGCGCACCACACGGGGGCUCGGACAGCGCGCCAAAGGCAGCUGUGAGCGCGGCAGAGCGCACCCACCUUCGGCGCCCAACUUCGGAGCCAGAGGGUGGGAGCUCGGAGAGCGCUCGGAUCCCGGGAGGCAGAGGAGCGAAGAGAGGGGCGCGUCGGAGCCUGGGUCCAGGGCGGGCGCCCAGCACCCGGCGCGCUCCGAGCGCCAGGCGGCCCUCUGUGCAGCGUGGCUGCCGCUGCCCCAACGGAGGGCACGGGCUGGCGCGGCCGGGCGCCGGGGAGGACGGCGUGGAGGCGGCGGCGGCGGAGGAGACGGCGGCGGCGAGUCUGGGGCCAGGGAGAGAGCCCCGGGGUAGAGGCGCCCGAGCCGGGCCACGGGAGCAUGUGGGCCCAGAGCGGAGCGCGGGGUGCGCUGCUGUUGGCGCUGCUCCUCUGCUGGGACCCGAGGCUGAGCCAAGCAGGCACUGAUUCAGGCAGCGAGGUGCUCCCUGACUCCUACCAGUCAGCACCGGCUGAGCCGCUCCCCCACUUCCUCCAGGAGCCACAAGAUGCCUACAUCGUGAAGAACAAGCCUGUGGAGCUGAGCUGCCGCGCCUUCCCUGCCACACAGAUCUAUUUCAAGUGCAACGGCGAGUGGGUCAGCCAGAAUGACCACGUCAUGCAGGAAGGCCGGGACGAGGCCACUGGCCUGCCGGUGCGGGAGGUGCAGAUCGAGGUGUCUCGGCAGCAGGUGGAGGAACUGUUCGGGCUGGAGGAUUACUGGUGCCAGUGCGUGGCCUGGAGUUCUGCGGGCACCACCAGGAGUCGCCGGGCCUAUGUCCGCAUCGCAUACCUGCGCAAGAACUUUGACCAGGAGCCUCUGAGCAAGGAAGUACCCCAUGACCACGAGGUUCUCCUGCAAUGCCGCCCACCAGAGGGGGUGCCUGUGGCUGAGGUGGAAUGGCUCAAGAAUGAGGAUAUCAUCGACCCCACCCAGGACACCAACUUCCUGCUCACCAUCGACCACAACCUCAUCAUCCGCCAGGCCCGCCUUUCGGACACGGCCAACUACACCUGUGUGGCCAGGAACAUGGUGGCCACGCGCCGCAGCACCACCGCCACCGUCAUCGUCUACGUGAACGGCGGGUGGUCCAACUGGGAAGAGUGGUCGCCCUGCUCCAACCGCUGUGGCCGCGGCUGGCAGAAGCGCACGCGGACCUGCACCAACCCCACUCCACUCAACGGAGGAGCCUUCUGUGAGGGCCAAGCCACCCAGAAGACUUCCUGCACCACCGUGUGCCCAGUGGACGGAGCAUGGACAGAGUGGAGCAAGUGGUCGGCCUGCGGCACCGAGUGCGCCCACUGGCGCAGCCGGGAGUGCGUGGCGCCCCCACCCCAGAACGGAGGCCGGGACUGCAGCGGGGCUCUGCUGGACUCCCAGAACUGCACCGGGGGGCUGUGCCUGCAACAUAAGAAAACUCUAAGUGACCCCAAAAGCCACCCCCUGGAGUCCUCGGGGGACGUGGCAUUGUACGCCGGCAUCGUGGUGUCCGUACUCGUGGUGGUGGCCGUCCUCAUGGUGGUGGGGGUGGUGGUGUACCGCCGCAAGUGCCGUGAUGCGGACACCGACAUCACCGACUCGUCCGCCGCCCUGACUGGAGGCUUCCACCCAAUGAACUUCAAGACUGCAAGGCCCAACCAGCCGCAGCUCCUGCACCCCUCCAUGCCCCCGGACCUCACAGCCAGUGCCGGCAUCUACCGGGGGCCGGUGUACGCCCUGCAGGACUCGGCUGACAAGAUCCCCAUGACCAACUCGCCCCUGCUGGACCCCCUGCCCAACCUCAAGAUCAAGGUCUACAACUCCGGCACCACCGGUUCCGGGUCAGGCCUGCCAGACGGGGCUGACCUGCUGGGGGUGCUGCCGCCUGGGACAUACCCUGGUGAUUUCUCCCGGGACACACACUUCCUGCACCUGCGCAGUGCCAGCCUCAGCUCCCAGCAGCUCCUGGGCCUGCCCCGUGACCCGGGGAGCAGUGUCAGCGGCACCUUUGGCUGCCUGGGUGGGAGGCUCAGCGUCCCUGGCACAGGGGUCAGUCUGCUGGUGCCCAAUGGAGCCAUCCCCCAGGGCAAGUUCUACGAAAUGUACCUCCUUAUCAACAAGACAGAAAGCACCCUCCCACUUUUGGAAGGGACCCAGACAGUAUUGAGCCCUGCGGUGACCUGUGGGCCCACAGGCCUGCUGCUUUGCCGCCCUGUCAUUCUCACGGUGCCCCACUGUGCCGAAGUCAGUGCCAGCAACUGGAUCUUCCAGCUCAAGACGCAGGCCCACCAAGGCCAUUGGGAGGAGGUGGUGACCCUGGACGAGGAGACCCUGGACACCCCUUGCUACUGCCAGCUGGAGGCCAGGUCCUGCCACACCCUGUUAGACCAGCUGGGCACCUAUGUCUUCACGGGUGAGUCCUAUUCCCGCUCGGCAGUCAAGCGGCUCCAGCUGGCCAUCUUCGCCCCGGCCCUCUGCACGUCCCUGGAGUACAGCCUCAGGGUCUACUGCCUGGAGGACACCCCUGUAGCACUGAAGGAGGUGCUGGAGCUGGAGCGGACCCUGGGCGGCUACCUGGUGGAGGAGCCCAAACCCCUGCUCUUCAAGAACAGUUACCACAACCUGCGCCUCUCCCUGCAUGACAUCCCCCAUGCUCACUGGAGGAGCAAGCUGCUGGCCAAGUACCAGGAGAUCCCCUUCUAUCACAUUUGGAGUGGCAGCCAGAAGGCCCUUCACUGCACCUUCACCCUGGAGAGACACAGCCUGGCCGCCACCGAGUUCGCCUGUAAGAUCUGCGUGCGGCAGGUGGAAGGGGAAGGCCAGAUAUUCCAGCUGCACACCACACUGGCAGAGACACCUGCUGGCUCCCUGGACGCCCUCUGCUCUGCCCCCAGCAGCACACUCACCACCCAGCUGGGACCCUAUGCCUUCAAGAUCCCACUGUCUAUCCGCCAGAAGAUAUGCAACAGCCUGGAUGCCCCCAACUCGCGGGGCAAUGACUGGCGCCUCUUGGCGAAGAAGCUCUCCAUGGACCGGUACCUGAACUACUUCGCCACCAAAGCAAGUCCCACAGGUGUGAUCCUGGACCUCUGGGAAGCUCUGCAGCAGGAUGACGGGGACCUCAACAGCCUGGCCAGUGCCUUGGAGGAGAUGGGCAAGAGUGAGAUGCUGGUGGCCAUGGCCACUGAUGGGGACUGCUGAGCUGCCCCAGACCGCGGGCUCACAGGGACUGGCAGGAGGUGGUUACGGGGAGUCCAGGCAGCUCCCCAUGCUCAGCCUCCACGGCCCCCCAGCUCACAGCCAGAGUCACCCCUCCUGCUCCUCCCUCGCCCACCCCUGGACCACAACCAGCCUUAGGAAUUCCGUGUACUCUGGUGUCAGGAGGACCCAGUGUUCCGUCCCCACCCCUGCUGUCUCUCCUGGCCUCAGACCUUCGUGCAGAAACCAGAGAGGGGCCGAGAAGCAGUGAGGGGAGCAAGGGGCGGCCCCCCCACCUCCACCUCCACCUCCACCCUCCACACGCAGCCCCGGGACCGCUGGGUUAACUUUGUUUCAGUCUUGUCCUUAAUUUCCUUCCUCAGCUGUUGGCUUCUCCCUCCUCCCUAAGCCCUCUGUCUUCACACCGUUUUCCUCUUUGAAGAGUCGAGUACAGUUCAGACAGACUGCUUUCUCCUGUCCAAAAGCUAAAGGAAAGAAAGAAAGCUUCACACUGCUAGUGAGGCUCGAGGAAGAAGAAAAACACCAAAACCACAAGGGAAAAGAAAAACCCAGUUUCUUAGGAAACGCAAAUGAUUUAUUAUCCAGAUAUUUGGAUAAGUCUUUUUAAGAAAAAAAGGAAGAAAAUGAAAAAUAACACAAAAAAUAUAGAAAACUCUUUUCUUGAGUGUGGAUGAAUGUGGGUGCAUUCACGGUUCUGGCCAGGAGCGUGUCCGUGUGUGCUCGUGUGCAUGUGCGUGUGAGACUAGGGAGAGAGGGAGACUGAACAGGGACACUUUGCUGCUAAUGAUUAUUCCAUCUCAGACUGAAUUCUUACAAGUCCUCAGUUUCCCCAGUUGUACAGGCUCAGGUGGGGAUUUAGCCAUGGUACAUGAUUCCCUCUAAAAUCUUAAGGAGACGCUGAAUUCAUAAAGCCAAGGAGCCCUGAGCGCUGGAGUGAGCAGGGCUCUCCCUCCCUUCCAGACUGCUCUGGGCCCUGGGAGGGACGCGAGGGACGCGAGGGCCGCCCGGGCCAGCCGUGCGCCAGGGAGACUGUUCCCAGCACCAUGGUCUGGUGGCUCCUGGGAGGAGAUAGGGCCCAGAAGCGGAGCCCUAGCAGAGAAAGAAGUGGGAGAUGAGAGUCUCCUGUGGACACUUCUUCUGCUUCACCCUAAGGUGGGGCCAACCAGGACACCCCCUCCCAGGAGCCUCUAGAACAGGUAGGCUGGAGCAGGUUGGUAUUCUUUUAAAUCCCAGGAAUCCAGGACUCACCCUUACCCCACCUGUCUCUUUCCACGAGACAGAAGGGGUGGACAAGAGGGGCCCUUCAGCAGCAGAAGCCUGAGCUGGGCCUCGGUGCGGCUUUGAGGAAUGCGUUAGCAGCAGCCUCGCCGCCUGGGAGGCUGGGAGGUGGGUGGCCUGGCUGAGCUUUACAUGCCCUCCCACCUGCCCAGAGUGGGGGAGGGAGGGUGGAGGGCAAUCUUUUCAGCUCUGAUCUCUGCAGGCACCUCCCCCCCUCUGUAGUCUGGGAGCUCCUGUGGUAGGUAACCUUUGAACAGGAAGGGUUGCCAGAGAGGAGGGGCUGGCACCCCUCAGCAGCCUAUUCCAGGAUGUUCUGAGGGGCCAGCAGGGUCCCUAGUCAGGGAGAGAUACAUCCCCGUCCCUUUUGAGCUGUCCGACAAUGGGUGGGACCAGGCCUCUGGCACAGAGAUUUCAUCAAAGGCCUCACCACGGCACCCAGGCAAGGCUCACGCCAGCUCCCCUGCCAGGCCUGGGCACGGACCCUGGGCUUGCCCCAGCAGGCCCACAAACCUCCUCCAGAACCAGCCUGGGCACCACCAGCCUCUGAAAGUCUGGUCACCUGAGAGGAGAGCAGGGCUCAGGGCUGUAGUCCCAGCCGGCGUCCCUGCCCCGCUGUGGGAUAGGCAGCAUGGAGUCGAGGGCAGUCGAACCAGUGCCACCAGGGGCUCUGCUGGUGCCAUGCCUGUCGCAGGCUCUGAAAUGCCCACAGGCAGCUUGGAGUCCCAAGACCAGACCUCAGUCUUCAGCUUUGCCAUUAAACUAUGUGACCUCAGGCAUAGGAUGGCCUUCUCGGCCUCAUUUCCUCUUUAUCGCUAGAAGGCUUCAAAGCUGCUGUCCGAAGCCCUCUGGGUUCUGGCACGCCGUGGGUCUAGGCUUUGGGUGGGAACCCCAGUGGAUAGAAAUUCCUGCGGUCUGCCUGCCAUGCUCAGAAGCUUGCUUGCUCAGUGCCUGCAAGGACUAGUCUGAUUCCUCGGAAUUGUGCGCCAGGGCCUGGAGCACAGGACCAGUUGGCGGGAGCCCCCUGGGAUGGUCCCGGCUGUUCAGCUUUAUAAGAAAAGCCAGGAGAGGGUUUAGUGUCUCCAUCAAUCUACCGCAUGUGCUGUGACUACAGCCCCACGUGGCCUGCGUACCGACGCCGCGCCUGUGUGGCCCUCCCUGGGGUGUUUAUGUCUGUCUCCGGGGUGUGUUGGUGCAUGCGCACGUGUGCACUGCUCUGUGUGUGUGUGCUUUUAUUCACAUGCGGGCGCGUCAGGGCUCCCCUCCAGAAACGUGUCUCCACCUGUGUGAGAGUGUGCCAUCCUUGAGUCCCAAGUUGGGACACCCAGAGGUCGGCUUGCCUGUUUUCUGCCCUCUCUGAGUCCAUAGGGUCAGUCAGUGUAUCUUCUACGUGCCUCUCCCUCCGCCUUCUCUUGAAGUGCCCAGGAUCCAGAGUCCCGGCCGGGGGUCCUUCUGAGGGCGUGAGAACCCUCCUGUCUCCAGGACGACAUGGGGCCUCCUGUCCCCUUCCCCCAGCAACCAGGCAGCUGAGCCAGGUCCCUGAGCAGGCCCUCUGAGGGGAGGUGACUCAGGAGCCUGGGGUGAGGGAGUAGCUCUCCUGGGGGCAAAGGGCUGGCCCCCCGGCCUGGCCACGGGCGUGGCUACGUGUCCCAGGGCUGCAGGGCUGCGGGAAUGGCCCUGGUCCCACCUCUGUUGAUUCUGUAAACUACAACCUGUAAAUAACAUUUAGCAUUCCUAUUGUAACAAGAUUAAUUUUUAUGAAAUAAAUUAUAUUUCCUAGUCUAAUAAAAAACUCCAGGUUGUA